GCCCAGGCCACGCCCACUCCCCUCUGGGCUGUGGUGUGGGGCCCCACGCACCCGCCGGAGGACGAGACGCAUCACUUCCUGUCCAGCCAGGACCCCGACCUCGUCACCACGGCCACCGCCGAGUUCUGGCCCUUCCCCCAGGACGUGGUCAGCAGCAGCCAGACCCGGGGGGAGCCCGCCCUGGAGGCCCGGCACCCCGGGGGCCCCGACGCCGGGGGGGCGCAGGCGGAGGAGCGGGAGGCGGAGGAAGUGGACCCUCAGUUCUACGUCACAGUGACCAUCUCUUCGCUGCUUAUCUUCACGGCAGUCGUCAUAACCGCCAAACUAUGUUACGACCGCAGCUGCUCCCAGCAUCCGCCCCCGCUCUCCCGCGCCGUGGCCCCUCCCCUCACCCUGGCGCUCCCUCGCUCCCUGGCUCCCGAGGACAGCCGGCAGACCCUCCACAGCCCCCCCUUCACCGACCGCGAGAGGUAA
Gadus chalcogrammus (walleye pollock) is the source of this 474-nucleotide messenger RNA. RefSeq names its product PILR alpha associated neural protein (gene pianp). NCBI's taxonomy places the organism in Eukaryota, Metazoa, Chordata, Actinopteri, Gadiformes, Gadidae. Gene Ontology annotation, cellular component: membrane. Gene Ontology annotation, biological process: regulation of immune response. The transcript has 4 exons. The record is from RefSeq and is a predicted model, not a curated record. The annotation marks the transcript as partial.